AUGUUCCACACACCCCAAAAACGUACGAGUGACACCUUGACAAUUGACGUGAGCAGGGCUCCAACAAAAGCUGAGGCAUCCGUAGUUCGGAAAAGCAUUGAUAAACUGGAGGCUCUGAACACUAUUGUGUCGCCCCCCACCCGGGAGCCUCCAGUUCUUAAAAAGAAAGUAGUCGUAAGUAAGAGACAAGUCGAAGACAAGGAGGGAAGCCCACCUGCAACGGCAUCCAUUUUUUUGAUUGAAGGUAAAGCCUGUCUAUUAAAAGCGAAAAGUCACAUAAGGGACUCCCGAAAUCUCAAAGUGGAAAGAAAAGAGGGAGUCAUCGCAGCGCUAGACAGACUCUACCAGAUAAUUAAAGAACAAGAUAUAGAGCUCACCAGUGCGAGAGCUGGGAGCGGCGGAGGGCAGGGGAGGGACCCUUUACAUCCCCCCCAGCCGUCCCACGCAAAUUCGAAGAUACUUGACCAAGCACUGGUGGAAGAAAAUUACAAAUUACAUGAAAGCAUGAAAGAGAGUAUGAAAGGAAUGACGAAAAAGAUGGAAGAGAUGAGCGGAAUUAUGAAAGAGAGUGAGGUGAGAAUGGAAAGGCUGAGCUCGUUGUUGGAGAACAACAUAACUGUCGCCAAAAGGACAAGUUACGCGGCCGUUGCUUCGAGAGGAGUCGCUGAGGGACUCCCCGGAACAAGGGCUUUGCAUUCGGUUGUGGUGUCCUCCAAGGAUGAUCAGGAAACGGGAGAAGAAGUAUUGGAGAAGAUUAGGAAGACUGUGGAUGCAAAAGAUGGAUGGGUAAAAGUGGAAAGAGUAAGGAAGGUGAAGAACAGAAAGGUAGUUGUCGGCUGUGUGAGCGAAGAAGAAAGAGAUAAGGUGAAAGAGAGACUGGGAAAGAAUGAGGGACUAGUUGUGGAAGAAGUUAAAAACAAGAGCCCCCUUCUGGUUUUCAGGGAUGUGAUGAAGUGUGACACUGGCGACUUCAUCACUGCGCUAAAUAAUCAGAACGCAGGCAUCCUUGAGGGCUUGAAGGGGGAAGAGCGAAAGGUUGAAGUAGCGUAUGUGAUGAAAGCUAGGAACCCCCUCCAAAACCACGUGGUAGUAAGAGCGAACCCACAGGUAUGGAGGAGAUGGAUGAACGAAGGACACGCCCACAUAGGGUUGGGCAGAGUGAGAGUAAUGGACCAUAGUCCACUGGUGCAGUGCUCCCGCUGCCUUGGGUAUGGGCAUACUAAGAGGAUGUGUAGGGAAGAAAAGGAACGAUGCAGCCACUGCGCCGGUCCUCAUAUGAGGACUGAAUGCGACAAGUGGUUGCGGGGAGAAGCGCCUCAGUGCAUUAACUGCACUAAAGCCAAGAAAGGUAGCGCUGAGCACAGCGCCUUUGAUCGUGAAUGUUUUGAACGAAAGAAGUGGGACGCUCUAGCCAGGUCAGCGGUGGCGUAUUGCUAAGGUUGUCCAAGGUGAGUACUU
This is a messenger RNA of Colias croceus (clouded yellow), 1458 nucleotides long. RefSeq lists its product as uncharacterized. The record is from RefSeq and is a predicted model, not a curated record. The transcript has a single exon. Lineage: Eukaryota; Metazoa; Arthropoda; Insecta; Lepidoptera; Pieridae. Bases 1 to 1437 code for a protein of 478 amino acids.